Fusarium sp. VM40 is the source of this 636-nucleotide messenger RNA. NCBI's taxonomy places the organism in Eukaryota, Fungi, Ascomycota, Sordariomycetes, Hypocreales, Nectriaceae. The record is from the annotation of a GenBank genome assembly.
AUGCUCUCAAUACCGCCCCGUCUUGACAUUCGUCACCCUUCUCCGACAACAGCUGAAUUCACCGUCACAACACUUCGGCCGCUUCCGCCAGCGCUGCACACUCUCAUCCUCCUUUCCCGCCUUCUUCUCUCCAUCUUUACCAUUCUGCUCCUCCAUGCACGCAUCACCCUCCACCCACUCCUCGCUCGCGCUGCGCCUUCUCUUCUGAAGAUUAUACUGCCCUCGUACCUUCGCGCUCCAACCUCGCUGGCCGCUCUCGCGCAGGACAUACCCCUUUCCGUUCUUGUUCCUGCGAGUAUAGCUGUGCUAUGGCUGUCCAGCCGGAGAGGCUACGCUAGCGAGAGCAUUCUUGUCAUGCGAGGGCUGGGCGUGCAGACGAGCGAGAGCCCUGGGAGCUAUCUUGCGGGUACGGCGACAAGAUUCAUACCGACCGAGAAGAUCCAGGAUAUUCUUGUUAACGAGGCGUUUCUCGGGUUCGAGGUGCGUUACUACCUCAUUGUUAUAGUCGAGGGCGAGGACGACGUGGUGGUUGUAUUUCCAGGCUUGCUACCGCGACGAAAGAUCGUUGAAGAAGUAUGGAGGGGUGUAAGGAGAUGCUUAUACGAGAGUAGAGCGGAAGAAAAGUCACAAAGUUGA